CAUCUGUUAUGUGUUUUUGAUUUGUUUUUCGAGCUUCAUCUCAUUUCUCACCCCCUUCUCUCUUUCGAUCGUCGUGGUCCGUCGAGCCUAGAGCUUAGGGUUUGUGCUUUAUUCCAGGAAUAGGUGGUCUCACUCCAUUGAGAUCUAAGGAUAGGUUUCCCCCUCUCGCUGCUUGCGCUCUCCUGAUCCCCGUUCGCCCUCCGGUAUCGUUCUGGGAAGCCCUAAUCCCAUCUUCCUGUGCUCUUGAAGUAUUGCGGUGAAGGCUGCCCUUGUAGGAAUUUCCCAGACUGCGCCGUAAAGUCUCACCUAUUCCUCCAGCUCCGUAGCGAAAUGGGCGGACGAGCGGUCGUCUCCGAUGAGGAAGAUGAGAUCGAAGAGGAUGCGGAAGAACGUGCCAUGGAGCAGGAUGCUGAUGAUGUUGGCGAUAGGGGCAAUGACGACGAGGAGGAAGACGAGGAAGCAGAAGAGGGCCAAGAUGAGUACGAGCAGGAUGGAUUUAUAGUGGACGAUGUAGAAGAGGAGGAGGAGGAGGAAAAGCAGAACAGUGAUGAGGAGAGACAUAGAAGAAAGAAGAAGAAGAGAAGAGAUUCAGAGAAGAACUACGUUCUUGAUGAGGAUGAUUAUGAGUUGCUCCAGGACAACAACAUAACUGGCUUUCAUCGACCACAACCAGGUAGCAAAUUCAAGCGCUUGAAGAAGGCUGGAAGGGACAAUGAAAUGGAUGAACAAUCUGGGUUUUCAGAUGAUGAAGAAUUAGAUAGGAACAGUCAUGGUGGCCGAACAGCUGAAGAAAAACUUAAGCGUAGCCUGUUUGGAGAUGAUGAAGUGGUACCACUAGAAGAUAUUGCCGAGGAAGAGGAGCAGCAAGAAGAAGAAGAAGAAGAUGCAGACAUUAUGGGUGAAGAAGAUGAAAUGGCAGAUUUUAUUGUGGAUGAAGAAGAUGUUGAUGAGACUGGUGCUGUUGUAAGAAAGAAAAAGCUGAAGAAAAAGAAGUCGCGACAAGCUCCAGGAGUUUCAUCAUCUGCUUUGCAAGAAGCCCAUGAGAUAUUUGGUGAUGUUGAUGAGCUUCUAAUGCUCCGAAAGCAAGGACUUGCAGCUGUUUCUGGUGAUGGCACCUGGAGUGAAAAGAGACUGGAGGAUGAGUUUGAACCUUUUAUUCUUUCAGAGAAGUACAUGACCACAAAGGAUGAAAUUAUCCGAGAAACAGAUGUACCUGAGAGAAUUCAGCUGUCUGAGGACAUAACUGGACCACCUCCAACAGAUGAUAAGAGUAUAGAAGAGGAGAGCACCUGGAUAAACAGCCAGCUUAAUAGUGGUGGCAUCUCUCCUUUAGUUGGUUAUGAUCAAGUUGUCAAAGAGAUAAAUAAGGAGGAAAUUGGAAAUGUCUUGACAAUGACGCAUGUGCAGAAGCUUGAUAUUCCUUUCAUUAGCAUGUACCGCAAAGAGUUAUGUCUUAGUCUUUUGAAGGAUCCUGAUGCCGAAACGCCAGAUAAUGAAGAAACCCCAAAGAUGAAGUGGCAUAAGGUACUCUGGGCUGUUCAGACAUUGGACAGAAAAUGGUUGUUGCUUCAGAAGAGGAAGAGUGCUCUUCAUUCCUACUACAACAAGCGCUUUCAAGAGGAAGCACGAAGAAUUGAUAAUGAAACCAGACUUGCAUUAAAUCAACAACUUUUCAAAUCAGUCAUUGAGGCCCUAAGGGAUGCAAAAUCUGAAAGAGAGGUCGAUGAUAUUGAUGCCAAGUUCAAUCUGCAUUUUCCUCCUGGUGAAGUUGAUAUAGAGGAUGGUCAAUUCAAGAGACCAAAGCGGAAAUCAUUGUACAGUAUUUGCCACAAAGCUGGUCUGUGGGAGGUUGCUAACAAGUUUGGUGCCAGUUCUGAGCAAUUUGGAUUGCUCCUCUCAUUAGAUAAGAUAUUGGACGAGCUUGAAGAUGGAAAAGAAACUCCUGAAGAAAUAGCAGCAAAUUUUACAUGUGCUUUGUUUGAAACACCACAAGAUGUUCUUAAAGGUGCUAGGCACAUGGCAGCUGUGGAAAUUGGUUGCGAACCUAAUGUUCGGAAACAUGUACGCAGUAUAUUCAUGGAGAAGGCUGUUGUGUCAACAAGUCCUACUCCUGAGGGAAAUAUGGCAAUUGAUCCUUAUCACCAGCUUGCAAGUGUAAAGUGGCUUUGCAAUAAACCAUUAUGUGAGUUUGUGGAUGCACAGUGGCUUCUCAUUCAGAGAGGUGAAGAAGAGAAACUGCUUCAGGUCACAAUUAAAUUACCAGAAGAGAUCCAAAAGAAAUUGUUAAGUGAUGCUUCCGAGUAUUAUCUGAGUGAACGUGUCAGUAGAUCUGCGCAGCUUUGGAAUGAACAACGAAAGAUGAUAUUGGAAGACUCAUUUCUGACUUUUAUUCUUCCAUCAAUGGAAAAGGAAGCUCGAUCGCUAAUGACAGCUCGAGCCAAGAAUUGGCUUCUUAUGGAAUAUGGAAAACAAUUGUGGACUAAGGUCUCUAUUGCCCCUUUCAAGCGGAAGGAUGCGGAUAUUGAUUCGGAGGAUGAGUCUGAGUCAAGAGUAAUGGCUUGCUGUUGGGGACCUGGAAAGCCUGCAACGACGAUUGUUAUGUUGGAUUCAGCAGGAGAAAUGGUGGAUGUGCUAUAUGCUGGUUCAAUUAGUGUUCGAUCCCAGGCUGUUGCUGAACAACAGAGAAAAAAAAAUGAUCAUCAGCGAGUCUUGAAGUUCAUGACUGGUCACCAACCUCAUGCUGUCUGUGUAGGAGCAGCAAAUAUGGCCUGCAGACAACUAAAGGAUGACAUUUAUGAAGUUAUUUUCAAGAUUGUGGAAGAUCAUCCAAAAGAUGUCAGCCAAGAUUUAGAAUACAUCAGUAUUGUCUUCGGUGAUGAAUCUUUGCCUCGCCUUUAUGAGAAUUCAAGGGUUUCGGCGGAUCAACUCCCUGGUCAACCAGGUAUUGUGAAACGUGCUGUGGCCCUUGGCCGAUAUCUGCAAAACCCUUUAGCUAUGGUUGCUACACUUUGUGGACCAGGGAAAGAGAUACUAUCUUGGAAACUUUGUCCCUUGGAGCAUUUUCUUACUCCAGAUGAAAAGUAUGAGGUUGUUGAGCAGGUUAUGGUUGAUGCAACCAAUCAAGUUGGUGUGGAUAUAAAUCUAGCUGCAAGUCAUGAAUGGCUUUUUGCUCCUUUACAGUUUAUUUCUGGUCUUGGGCCACGGAAAGCAUCUGCUUUGCAAAGAGCAUUUGUUAGGGCUGGAUCCAUUUUUAAUCGGAAAGAGAUACCCAUGGGUAAGAUUCUUAGAAAGAAAGUUUUCAUUAACGCUGUUGGUUUUUUGCGUGUUCGCCGGAGCGGGGCAGCAGCUGCUAGUAGUCAUAUUAUGGAUCUUUUGGACGACACAAGAAUUCAUCCAGAAUCCUAUGAUCUGGCAAAGAAUCUGGCGAAGGAUGUCUAUGCUGAGGAUGUUCCAAAUGAAACAAACGAUAUGGAUGAUGAUGUACAAGAGAUGGCAAUUGAACAUGUUAGGGAAAGGCCUCAUAUGCUUAAAGUGCUUGACAUCAAUGAGUAUGCCAAGAGCAUUUUUAAUCGGUAUGGGACCAACAAAAGGGAGACUUUGUAUGAUAUAAAGAUGGAGCUUCUGCAUGGAUUUCAGGAUUGGCGGACACCUUUUAAAGAACCAGCUGCAGAGGAGGAAUUUGCUAUGCUCUCUGGUGAAACAGAUGAUACCAUUUCGGAAGGGAGAAUUGUUCAGGUUACAGUGCGCCAUGUACAAGAGUCUCGUAUCAUUUGUGCAUUUGAUUCUGGUUUGAAAGGGAUGAUAUUCCCUGAUGAUUUCUCGGAUGAAGGAUAUGAUCAUGAGAAGGUACAUGAGGGUGAUAUUCUUACCUGCAAGAUUAAGCAUGUCAAUAAGAAUAGACUUGUGGUUUACUUGACAUCCAAGGCUAGUGAUUUAAGGAAAAGACCAUACAAUAUUCAUAAUCGUGAUCCUUAUUACCAUGAGGAUGAGGCCAGUUUGCGGAGUGAGUUGGAGAAGGCUCGGAAGGACAAGGAACGUGCAAAGAAACAUUUCAGGCCAAGGAUGAUUGUUCAUCCCCGUUUUCAGAAUUUGACAGCUGAUGAAGCAAUGGAGUACCUCUCUGAUAAGGAACCUGGUGAAAGCAUUAUCCGGCCAAGUUCUAAAGGACCAUCAUUUUUAACAUUUACAUUAAAAGUUUUUGAUGGAGUUUAUGCUCAUAAAGAGAUAGUGGAGGGUGGAAAAGAUCACAAAGAUAUCACAAGCUUGCUUCGUCUUGGAAGGACUCUAACAAUAGACAAAGAUACCUUUGAAGACCUUGAUGAGGUUAUGGAUAGAUAUGUUGAUCCAUUAGUCACUCAACUGAAACACAUGCUUUCUUACCACAAAUUCAGGAAAGGAACAAAGGCGGAACUUGAUGACUUGCUAAGGGCAGAGAAGGCGGCAAAUUUAAUGAGGAUAGUUUACUGUUUUGGGAUUUCUCAUGAACAUCCAGGGACUUUCAUUUUAUCAUAUAUUAGGAGUACAAAUCCACAUCAUGAGUAUAUUGGAUUAUAUCCCAAAGGUUUUAGGUUUCGGAAAAAGGAUUUUGAUGAUGUUGAUCGCUUGGUGGCUUAUUUUCAGAAGAAUAUAGACAAACCACCACCUGAUGCUGGCCCAUCGAUACGAACACUUGCUGCAAUGGUACCAAUGAAAAGCCCUGCAUGGGUUUCCUCUAGCGGGGGAUAUGUUGGUAGUGCUUCAGCAGGCAGUAAUGAUGGCUGGAGAGGUGAUCGAGAAAGACCUUCCACCCCAGGUUCAAGAACAGGUGACAGAUUUGACUCCAGGAGCACCGGCAGUCGAGAUGUUCAUCCGAGUGGUCUUCCUCGUCCAGGUCGAGGUCGUGGACGAGGGCGUGGCAGAGGAAAUAAUUUUGGUUCCGAGGACUGUGAUUCUGAUUAUGGUUCUGCAAAAUGGGGUUCAAAUGAAAAUGAUGGCUUGAGCACAUUUCCAGGUGCCAAGGUUCAGAAUUCCCCUGGAAGAGAUCCUUGGGGAUGGGGCAGUGCGGGCAGUGGUGGUGGCCAGGGUGGGAUCAGCACUGGAGGUGGUAAUGGUGGUGGGGAUUGGGGAAGUGGCUACGCCACUGAUAGGGGUGGUGACAAGUGGGGUGGAGGUGGCAUCAAGGGGGCUUGGAGUGAAGGUGGCAGUGGAGGUAGUAGCUGGGGAACAGGAGGCAAUAUUGGUGGUGGCAAUGGUAGUAGUCCUGCUCCUGGUUGGGGUGGCAAUAGCAGUGGCGGCGGCGGCGGCGGCUGGGGUGGAGGCACUAGCUUUGGUGGCAGACCUGGUGGUGGCUUGAGUGAGGAAUUAGCAAAUCCCAAAAAAUCAGGUGGUGGUUUGGCUGCCGGAUUUGGUGCUUCAAGCACAGGAUGGAGUGAUUCUAGGAGAUCAAUACCGUCUCAACCUGAUACGGGAAAUGGAUGGUCCGGUGGUUGGUAAUCUUGAAUUUUAGUUAUGUCCAACCCUAUUGGAAGCGUAAGUUACUAUGUGCUAAUGUACAAAUUUUGGGUUUUUUUGAUUUUUGGACUCGAGCAAUGGAACAGAGCAACCAUCUUUACCCCUCUUGUCCAUCUUUCUAUCAACAUUGUCAUUAGUUCGGUUGUAUGUUGGCCCAUUUGGGUUACAUGUGUACUGGACUCUUUCAGAUUCAACUGAAAAGUUCUUUUCUAUUUUGGUGUAGUUGAGCGUAAAUAGAACCAUCAUUUUUUACUUUUA
Messenger RNA from Musa acuminata subsp. malaccensis (wild Malaysian banana), 5748 nucleotides. RefSeq names its product transcription elongation factor SPT6 homolog. The record is from RefSeq and is a predicted model, not a curated record. Gene Ontology annotation, cellular component: transcription elongation factor complex. Gene Ontology annotation, biological process: nucleosome organization; transcription elongation-coupled chromatin remodeling; transcription elongation by RNA polymerase II. NCBI's taxonomy places the organism in Eukaryota, Viridiplantae, Streptophyta, Magnoliopsida, Zingiberales, Musaceae. Gene Ontology annotation, molecular function: histone binding; nucleic acid binding; nucleosome binding.